This is a messenger RNA of Erythranthe guttata (spotted monkey flower), 1159 nucleotides long. The record is from RefSeq and is a predicted model, not a curated record. Lineage: Eukaryota; Viridiplantae; Streptophyta; Magnoliopsida; Lamiales; Phrymaceae.
AUGGUGAAUCCUAGUUCGGAUGUUGUCAUUUUCAAUGCAACUGCUUCUGAGAUUGAAUAUCCACCGUUCAAUGAUGAUUGUGAUAAAACAAUCGAAAUCUCAGAUAGCUCUCCACCGAGGAAAUCGGUUAGGGAAAAACGCAACCUUGAAUAUCGAUCGAGCUUCAUCCCCAAUUCGAAACGAUCAUGCAUCGCCUAUCGGAAAGCAUUAGAUUUCACGUCGAAUAACAGUAGCACUUUCGAAAACCCGUUCUUCGUUUCUGUCAUGCGCCCGUCCUAUGUUUCUUAUAAGUUCCUGUUGGUUUCAUGGCAUCUUUGUUUAAUCCAUGACGAACUUUUCAAAGAGAUACAAGAUAGUCCGAUGGAUAUAAAUGCUAUUGUGGCAAAGAGACGAAGGGAUUUUACGGGGGACUUCUUUCGCCACCUCACUUUGCUCUCCGAAACCUACGACAGUUUGGAAGAUCGAGAUGGGCUUGCUCGUCUGGGAGCCAGAUGCUUAUCUGCAGUCAGUGCUUUCGACAACACUUUGGAUAUUGUGGAUACUUUAGACACUGCCCAGGAGAAGUUCGACGAAAUCUUGAAUUCUCCUUCAGUAGAUGCUGCGUGUGAUAAGAUUAAAAGCCUAGCCAAGUCAAAGGAGCUCGAUUCUUCUUUGAUUCUGUUGAUAAACGGUGCUUGGGCUUCUGCAAAGGAUUCUCCUACCAUUAAAAACGAGGUGAAAGAUAUAAUGUACCGUUUAUACAAGGCAACUCAAAGUAGUUUGAGAAGUAUCGCACCGAAAGAAAUCAAACUGCUCAAAUAUUUGCUGAACAUCACGGACCCGGAAGAGCGAUUUUCAGCAUUAGCCACUGCAUUCUGCCCAGGCGACAAUCCUAAUAAUGUCAAAGAAUCAAAUGCUAUAUACACAACACCGAAGGAGCUGCACAAGUGGAUCAAGAUAAUGCUCGACGCAUAUAAUCUGAGUAAAGAAGAGAGCGAAAUUAGGGAAGCCAGGAAAUUGAGUCAACCCGUUGUCAUACAGAGACUUUUCAUCCUUAAAGAAACCAUCGAAGUGGAGUAUUUGGAGCAGAGUACCAAAACAGAGACACAAGAAGAGGAGGAAGUAGACGAAUCGGGAGAUAUUUUUUCUCAUCAACCGACUCUGUGAGAGAGCUACUAAA